This is a messenger RNA of Lotus japonicus, 1733 nucleotides long. Its product is annotated as NAC domain-containing protein 82-like. Lineage: Eukaryota; Viridiplantae; Streptophyta; Magnoliopsida; Fabales; Fabaceae. The record is from RefSeq and is a predicted model, not a curated record. The coding region runs from base 465 to 1481 and encodes 338 amino acids. Gene Ontology annotation, biological process: regulation of DNA-templated transcription. Gene Ontology annotation, molecular function: DNA binding. The transcript has 4 exons.
CAAUUUUCUUUUACGCGUUCCCCUAAACCCUGAUAUAAACCCUUCUCUUCACUUCAAUCCUUCUUCGCGUAAUCAUCUUCUAUGCUAGAGUGAGAAAGAGAGAGUGUGGUUUCCUCGUUCGUUUCUUCAAUCUCCGAUCUAGGGUUUCUCCACCGCGCCGAUGUCUGUUUACCUCACCAAAAUUCAAUCCUCCUUCAUCGUUGGCUGCCGCACCUGCUUCAUGAACCGCGGAAGAAGGCUUUGGUGUCCCUCCAAAAUCUUGUUCCGGCACGUCACUUGAUACUCCCCUCUCACUCCGGUUUCAUUUCUCUCUCUCUUUUCCCCCCUCUCUCUUUCUGAUCGCAGUUCUUGAAUUUCUGUUUCCAUUUCGUUUCAUUCGAAGUAAUAAUCGUUUUCAUUGAGAUUGAGAAAAGGCAAAAUUGUACUGUGUUUGUUUGAUUGUUCGAUUGCUUGUUUUCCCGAAAAUGAAAUUGGUUCCGGGGUUUCGGUUUCAUCCCAUGGAUGUUGAGUUAGUGAAAUUCUAUCUGAAGAGGAAAGUCAUGGGGAGAAAGCUCCCUCAUGAUGUUAUUGCUGAAGUUAAUGUCUACAAGCAUGCUCCCUGGGAUCUUCCUGAUAAGUCUUGUUUGAGAACUGGGGAUUUGGAAUGGUAUUUCUUCUCCCCGACGGAGAAGAAAUAUGGCAGUGGGGCCAGGAUGAAUCGGGCUACGGAGAUUGGGUUUUGGAAAGUUACUGGGAAGGAUAGAGCUGUUCUACAUAAUAAUCAAGUUGUGGGCAUGAGAAAAACCCUGAUAUUUCACACGGGGAAAGCACCUCGUGGGGAUAGAACAAAUUGGGUUAUGCAUGAGUAUAGGCUUGAAGAUAAGGACUUAGCUGACAAAGGAAUUGCUCAGGAUUCCUAUGUGAUCUGUAAGGUAUUCCAAAAGGAAGGUCCUGGACCCAGGAAUGGUGCACAAUAUGGGAGACCAUUUAAUGAGGAAGACUGGAAUGAUGAAGAAAUUGGAAUACCUUAUGUUGAUUCAUCUGCACCAAUUCCCAUUUCGUCUAUAACAUCUAAUACUUCUGUUCCAAAUGACCAAUAUCUCCUUGCUGGUGGAUGUACUGGGUCAACAUCCACAUCAUGUCUAACGGGAAUGAUGCCUUCUCCUGGCCUGGAAAUUCCUUCACCUCCAAGCAACCAAGCUGUUAACAGUGAUGAAGAUAUUUUAUCAAUGCUUGACAUUUUCAAAGAAGACACAUUGCCUGAGGAAAAUAUUACUGAAGGUGCACCUUCAAUUGACUUUUUCGAGGACCUGGGAAACCUGGAUUCCUGGGAUGCUGCUGGUUUCUCCUCUGUCCAGAAUGUUGAGUGUGGCACAAAUGGAAUGGCCACUACAGGUGAUGUUUCAGGGUUUGGUGACUUGGACUUCUUGGAGUUGAUUGAUCUGGACUCUCCCUUGUUCUGGCAGACUACACUACCUGAAAAUUGGAGUCCAGAUAAAUAGACUGUUACUUUUGGGGUCUUUGACCAAGAUAUUUUUACAGCCACAUCAUUCAGCAUGAGGCUACUCAUUGUUGGUAAUCUUGUUUGGUGAUUUGACUCGGUCAAAGUAAAGAAUCAUUGGUUGAAUUGGUGAGCCAUUUAUAUUAUGUAAUAAAUGCUACAGUAGCAUCAUGAUAACUAGUGACUCUGUGGUUUAGGUCUUUACUCUCAAGACCAAGGAUCUAUCAUAAUACACUUGGAGAUUUGUUUGCCA